ACAACACCUCUACCGUAAUUUUACACCUCCGACAAACCCUAGCUUAAACCCUAGCCUCUCUCUCUCUCUCUCUCUCUCUCUCUCUCUCCAUAUAUACCAUCGCUCUUUGAUCUGUAGGAGAGAGAGAGAGAAACGAAGAUGAGUCGAGGAGCGGCGGCGGGCGGUGGGGCCAAGGGUAAGAAGAAGGGAGUGACGUUCACGAUCGACUGUGGGAAGCCGGUGGAGGAUGGUAUCAUGGAAAUCGCCACACUGGAAAAGUUCCUCCAGGAGCGCAUCAAGGUCGGCGGCAAGGCCGGUGCUCUCGGCGACUCCGUCACUGUCUCCCGCGAGAAGAGCAAGCUCACCGUCGCCUCCGAUUCUCACUUCUCUAAGCGAUAUCUGAAGUAUCUGACGAAGAAGUUCUUGAAGAAACACAAUGUGCGUGAUUGGCUUCGAGUUAUUUCAUCGAACAAGGACCGUAACGUUUAUGAGUUGCGAUACUUCAACAUUGCUGAGAACGAGGAUGAGGAUGAAGACUAAAUGGCCGACCAAGUGCCCAAGCCGAUAUACAGUCUCUACACUAUGGUAGGAAUAAUUUGUUGAGAGUGCGUUUGUAUUGUGAAACUCAGCUUCUGGAAUUUUGUUUAGGGAUUAUAGUUUUGCCCUUUGGUGGGUUUAGGCAAUUUUGCUGAAAUGUGAAUUGGUUAUUUAGUGUUAUGAGAGGAACAAAGAAACAGAGGAGUUUCCUUAUGCAGAAGAUAAAUCUUGUUAUGUUGCAACAUAUUGGGGGUAUUUGUAAUAGUUUUUUCUUAGAUUUUAGAUUGUGAUUCUGCAUCA
This is a messenger RNA of Rhododendron vialii, 816 nucleotides long. RefSeq names its product large ribosomal subunit protein eL22z-like. The transcript has 2 exons. Gene Ontology annotation, molecular function: RNA binding; structural constituent of ribosome. Gene Ontology annotation, cellular component: ribosome. Bases 139 to 519 code for a protein of 126 amino acids. Lineage: Eukaryota; Viridiplantae; Streptophyta; Magnoliopsida; Ericales; Ericaceae. The record is from RefSeq and is a predicted model, not a curated record. Gene Ontology annotation, biological process: cytoplasmic translation.